GAUAGCAGGUAUCCAGAGAAACUUAUGGGAGCAAAAUUCAUCCCAUUUCCGAAGCCAAAGUCUGAUUUGGAGAAAUGUUUACGAUGGAUAUCAUGCUGUCGAAGACCACAUGCCCAGCUUAACGUUGACAAAAUUACGAAGCAUACAUAUGUGUGUUCUAAGCAUUUCAUUUCAUUGGAUGGCCCUUCAGAUGAAUACCCAGAUCCUUGUGAUGCCCAGACUGGUGAACUGCACAGAGCAAGGCGAAAGAUCAUAUACUUGUCUCAACAUAGUACCAGUACUGAUGAUUCACCAGACUCUCAUGCAAUGGAAUGCUGUUUAACAACACAGACAACUUCAAAUCCUGUCAUAGAUUCCUCAUGCCAAACAGAAGAAGAAUUAUUUUCAUCUAUGGAUGUGCUUUCAUGGGUUGCACAUGUUAGAAAACUGGAGGAAGAAAAUGACAGGUUGCGACAGGAAAUCAGACAGAGAGGGAAAGUUUCUGAUGCUGCUUGCCAAACAGAGAGAGAUACACUGCUGAAGAAGUUUCAAAGUCAAAGAUCAAAAACUUGUUUGAAUUUUAUACUGGAUUAAGUUAUAGUAGAUUUCUCAUGCUUCUUGUGUUUCUCUUUCCAAGUUGUGAAAAUCCAAUCAUUUAUGAAGACAAAAGAAAAGAAACACAUAUUGACAAGUUUCCUUUGUCACAGCAGUUGUUUAUGUACCUUUGCAGACUAAGAAAUG
Molecule: messenger RNA, 720 nt
Organism: Magallana angulata
Lineage: Eukaryota; Metazoa; Mollusca; Bivalvia; Ostreida; Ostreidae
Exons: 4
Coding region: 25-573 (182 amino acids)
Source: RefSeq, a predicted model, not a curated record